Corticium candelabrum is the source of this 11365-nucleotide messenger RNA. RefSeq lists its product as uncharacterized. The transcript has 52 exons. Gene Ontology annotation, molecular function: nucleoside transmembrane transporter activity; antiporter activity; calcium ion binding. Bases 100 to 11181 code for a protein of 3693 amino acids. Gene Ontology annotation, cellular component: membrane. Lineage: Eukaryota; Metazoa; Porifera; Homoscleromorpha; Homosclerophorida; Plakinidae. The record is from RefSeq and is a predicted model, not a curated record. Gene Ontology annotation, biological process: nucleoside transmembrane transport; proton transmembrane transport.
UUUUGGGGCGACCCACACAUUAGUACUUUGGAUGGAAAACAGUACACAUUUAAUGGUCUUGGUGAAUAUAUUCUGUUGAAGACUGCUAAUGAAACCUUUAUGUUGGAAGGCCGCACUCGCUUGGUGGAGAACUCUACUGCCACUGUAUUUUCUGCUUUCGCUGCGGCUGAGUUGAACAAGAGCAGUGAGUUGAGUGAAUUCCAUUUGAAGUCGAGUGUUGUUCACACUGAACUAACUAAUGAAAACACUUUGCAAGUAAUGGCCUGCUGCUACACAGAGGAUGAUUUGUCUUCUAGUUCUCCUACAUUUGAUAAGAGCGGUUGGCGUGACAUCACAAAUGACUUUAAUGACCUUGAUAAUGUCACUCAGUUGGCACUGGACAAUGUUGUAUUGACACGACCGGACAACAAAAGCAUAGUAGCUGCAUUUGUUUCUGGGAUUUCUGUGACAGUGGAGGUAAAGAAAGCUUCGUUGAGUGUAGUUUUUGCAGCUCCUGACUCAUUCAAAGGAGAUACACAAGGUUUGCUGGGCAAGUGGGAUGGUGACAAAUCAAAUGAUCUUGCUGCACGGAAUGGAACAGUUAUACACAUUAACUCAACUGAUCGAGCUAUUCACAGUGUUUCACAGACUUGGCAAGUGGAUGAAGCUGAAUCUUUAUUUUACUAUGGUGAAGGCAGUGGCUUGUCUACUUUUUCAAGACCUGAUCACAUUCCUGUGUUUUCUGAUGAAGCUCUUGAGCGAUACACACCUGAGCAACGAGCAGCUUGCAAUGAUGACCCUCAAUGUCUUUUUGACACGGCUGAAACAGGUGAUCCAGAAAUAGGUCAGGAAACACUUGUUACCAACACGCAGCUACUCGAACAGUCAGCAUCUCUCAUGAACUUUCCUCCAACUCUGAAUGGCAGUAAUGUUUUGAAUGCAACCAUUGGCGAGUUAGUGACAUACACAUUUAUCGGAUCAGACAGCGAUACAUUCAAUGUGACAUUAGACGGUAUUCUUCCUCCAUCAUCAGAUUACACAUUCACAAGAACUGGGGAUGAGUUCAAUUUUAUAUGGACACCAACAUCAUCUGAAGUUGUGUCUCUUGUGUUUAUUGCCAAUGAUACGACUGGCUUGAGCAGUCAACUUCAGCCACUCGUUCGUUUGUGUGCUUGUCGAUUGGAGAAGAAUGCUACAUGUGUGAUAUCUGAAGCAAGUGGAGGUGAAAAUCUGUUUGUGCUUGAGGACUGUGAAUGUGGCAUUGGGUGGCAAGGAAAAUUUUGUGGUGUGGAUAUCAAUGCAUGUUUGACAUCCAACUGUCCUCAUGGCACCAACUGUACUGAUCGACGUGCACCAGACACUGGUUUUGACUGUGGGUCAUGUACUCCAGGACUUGAAGUGGUAGAUGGGAAAUGUGAAGACAUUGAUGAGUGCAUAAACGAUACACUGAACAAUUGUCAACAUUCAUGUGUCAAUCAAGUACCAUCCUUUAGUUGCGAGUGUCGCACAGGGUUCACCUUACAAGAUGAUGGUGUCAACUGUUCAGAUGUCAAUGAGUGUGAAAAUGGCAACCCAUGCCAUCAAGUUUGUAACAACGUACCAGGUUCUUUUCAGUGUGAUUGUUUCAAUGGAUUUCUUCUUCUUUCUGCUGAUAACAUCACUUGCGCACCUGAAGAAGUAUGUAUGACGAGAGAAGCAGAUUGUGAGCAGGUGUGCUCUCGAAAUAAGAGUAGUGGGGUUGAAACCUGCAGUUGCAAUCAAGGUUAUCAGCUUGAUUCUAAUGAUCGCAACUGUUCUGAUAUUAAUGAAUGCAAUGAGAAUUUGGAUAACUGUGAUCAAACAUGUGUGAACACAAAUGGAUCGUUUACUUGCCAGUGUAAUAUUGGCUAUAUACUAGAAUCUGAUCGACACACUUGUACAGAUAUCAAUGAAUGUUUGGAGGAUCCAUGCACUAAUAUUACUGGACAGCAGUGCAGCAACUUGCCUGGCUCGUUUAAUUGUUCAUGUCCACUUGGCACUGAAGUUAUCGGUAGUGCUUGCAAACUUGCUGACGAUUGUGCUUCUGGUCCAUGUCUAAAUGAUGGUGAAUGCUUUGAUGGUCUGGGCAUGUUCACGUGUCGGUGUAGCUCUGGCUACACAGGAGUUGUGUGCGAUAAAGAGCUAAAUGAAUGUGACUCAAAUCCGUGUCAGAACAACGGAACCUGUACUGAUCAGUUUGACAAGUUUAAAUGUGAUUGUAUCCCAGGUUAUGAAGGAGACUCAUGUGAGAGAGAAACAGAUGAGUGUGGAUCGUCGCCUUGUCAAAAUGGAGCAACAUGUGUAGAUGCUUUCCUCAGCUUCACAUGCAUCUGUAUUAUUGGAUAUGAGGGAAUUAUGUGUGAAACAAAUAUCAACGAGUGCAUGUCUCUGCCAUGUCGGAAUGGAGCCAUGUGUGAGGAUGGUGUCAAUGGCUAUAAUUGUACGUGUGUGCCAGGCUUCACUGGUGUGUUAUGUGAAACAGAAGUGAAUGAAUGUGAUUCAUCACCAUGUCAAAACAAUGCUACAUGCAUUGAUCAAGUGAAUAAAUAUGAUUGUCAAUGUAUGACUGGUUAUACAGGACAGCAGUGCGAAACAGAAAUUGAUGAAUGUGCUUCAAAUCCUUGUCAGAAUGGCGGUACUUGCACAGAUCUACUGGAUAGCUAUACAUGUAACUGUACCGAAGGCUACAUUGGACUAGACUGUGAAACCGAUUUUAAUGAAUGUGAAAGCAAUCCUUGUUUCAAUAGUGGAGUUUGUGUGGACCAUGUCAAUAGUUUUGAUUGUACCUGUGCAAGUAGAUUCAGUGGAUCACUUUGUCAAAUUGCACCAAACAGAACUGUUCCUUGCACUGAUGAAUUUGAGUCGGGAGACUGUGAUGAUGUUGUUACUUGUGCUGAGGCUGCUUUUCCUUGCUCCUAUUCAUACUUUACUGAGUUCCUCUUGCCAUUGUGCAAGUUACAGGACAGCGCAUCAACUGCAGUGGGAUGGUCAACGGCAGCCAGCUCAUGCUUGAUGGAACAAAUACAUGAUUACUUUACCUCAAACUACAUCAGUCAACCAUCAUCCACAGAGUGUAUUGAGUUUCAACGGUUUAUGUUUCAUUCACAGCAACAAUGUCUCAAUUUUUCUCUGUGCAGUAGCAACAUUAGCCGUUCUGAUGCAGAUAUUGUGUCAAGUGUGUUUAAUAGCCUUUCUCCCCUUCGUGAUGCAAACAUAGAACAGAUGUUGCAACUCAUCGAUUCUUGCCCAGGAGAUGGUGUUGACUUACUUGCUGAUAGUUUGAGGGAUAAAGGCUUUGUUAUCUGUGUAGUGGUUGAAUUGUUAGCAGGUGAAGAUGAGGAAGCUAUAGCAGCAACUGUUCGCACCAGACUUUCGAACCUCGUUGCAUCAGUGACAGGACGUGUUAGUAAUGUUUCAUCUUUUGAUUCUAAUGCGUGUCCAGCAUUGCCUUCUGACAACAACAGCCGGAGACGUCGAAGCAUAGUUGACGAUGACAUGGUACGAAUUCGAAGGAAUACAGGAACAGUUGCUCCUUCCAAUACUACUGUUCAGCUGGCAUUUUUGAGUAGUGGCGAUAAUGCUGUCAGUUUGUCAACAUUAUGUGACAAUACAUCAACUGUGGGUGAUGCAAGUCUGGGUUGUUCAGUGUGUGGUAAUGGUGUGUUAAAUGUUGCUAAUGAGAGCUGUGACGAUGGAAAUGAAAUGUCUGGUGAUGGUUGCUCUAGUGAUUGUGUCAUUGAGCCAGGUUAUGAUUGUAACGUCAAUGUGGCACCUAGUGUUUGCAUAAACAAGACUUGUGGUGAUGCCAUUCUUGUGUCUGGAGAGGAGUGUGACAAUGGAAAUCAGCGAGGUUGUUCUAACUGUUUGAUUGUUCAAGGGUUUGAAUGCUCUGACGUAUUCUACGAAAGUAGUGUGUGCUUCAGUUGUGGCAAUCGAUUAGUGGAAGAGCCAGAGCAGUGUGACAAUGGACUCAGUGGUGCUAUUGAUGGUUGUAAUAAUACCUGCUCUGUUGAUCCUCUCUGGGACUGUACAUCUGUGAUUGACGAGGAAAGUGUUUGUAAACAUGUUGCUGUCAACUUCAAUGUUGCCGAUGUCACGACUCUGAAUCCUCCCGUCAUUGACUUUAUUGCUGCUGGUGCUGUGCUGUUUUUAGUAGAGGAAGUUGGACAACUGGAUAGUAGUCGUUUUAGUAAUACAAACUGGAAGAGUAUAGAAAUUGCUAUGUCUAUUCCAUCAUCUUCUAACAUCUUUUUUGAAAACAUUGAUUAUGCACGAGACCGAGCAGUUCUUCAAAAUAGGAUAACAUCAGAUGACUUUACGGCAUUAAAUAAUGCCAUUUCAGAGGAUCAAAGUGUUGCUGAUGUUGUUGUAGGAGAGAGGCACAAACGAUUUGCACGUUUGAGUAAGCCUGCUAAUCUUACUCACGUGUUACUGUCUUUGGUGUUUCAUCAUUCUGCUACUGACGUCCAGGGAAUUUUUAGGUAUGUUAACUUGACAAUAGUGGAUAUUUUUGAUGAUCGAGCUCCAACAGUUAUGAUCACUCUGAGAUAUAUUGGAACAAAUGCUAACUCACCAGUCGUCAGUAUUGCUGAGAAUGUGACAGACUUAGUGGAACCUAGGCAAGUUGUCUCUCCAACGAGUGGAAGUCUAAAUGUAACUGAUGUUGAUAAUGAUGUGUACCAAAUCAAGUCUGCAAGUGUGACAAUACUGAGUGAUAGUGAGAAUUUAGUGUACCAGAGACUGAAUGCUACGGGGACAUCUUCUAUAACAGUGAUGUAUGACCCAGCAGCAGGAGAACUGUCUUUCACGGGAUAUGCUUCUGAGAUGGAAUAUCAGUCUGCACUGAACUCUGUUGUUUAUAUUAACACUUUUGAAGAUAUUGGAGGAUUGCCAUUUCAGUACGUCAUUAUAAGAUUUAGUGUUUCUGACGGGGACAACCCUCCUGGCACAGCAGAAGUGAUGAUUCGUUUCAUAAAUGUGAAUGAUGCUCCUGUGUUGCUAAUCGCCGGACAGAUGCACGUGAAUGUUUCGUACAUUGAAGAAGGUGGUCCAACAAACUUUGCCCAAAACUCAGUAAAUAUUACAGACAGCGACAACAAGAAUCUUAGAGGGGCUACCAUUGUGCUACAAAAUAAGGAGGAUGGAGAUCUCAUAUCUGUCAAUACAAGCAUGUUUGGGUCUAUAAUCAAUGUCGUUCCAACCUCUGGAAAUGGUCUCAUUCAGCUGGAUUUGAAUGGUGAUGCUCCUAUUGAAGUUUAUGAAGCUGUCAUUGAGUCUCUUUCCUUUUCCACGACGCUGCCAAGGCCAAGUUUUCUCAUUGAUACAACCAGGGUUGUUCUUGUAACUGUUUCUGAUGGCACUAACUCGAGUAAUGUCGUGGAAAUUAAUGUUGCUGUUGUGCCUCUGAAUGAUGGCCCUAUUGUGCAGUUUAAUCCUACUGCUGAUCCUACCAAGUUUGCUUCAUUGGCUGAUCGCAGCCAUGCUGUCGGUAUUAUUGAAGAAGGGCAGCCAGUAGAUGUGAUGCCAAGUACAACGACAGUUAGAGACGUUGAUAGCAAUAACGCAAGAGGAGCAACCAUACAACUGAGCAGUGUUUCGAAUGGAUUAGACGAGAUGUUGACUGUUAAUGAAACUCUUGCUCAGAGUCUUGGUAUUAUUGUCAAUGUAUCAAGGUAUAAUACAUCUAUCAAUAUAACUCUAGAUGGUAUCCAAAGCUUUGAUGCAUAUCGAGAGGUGCUUCUGACACUUCAGUAUGUGAACACGGAGAUGUUUGAGCCACACGAAGGUCCUAGGAUUGUGGUUGUUAUUGUGGUAGAUGAGGAUGGGGCAGCAAGUCUACCAGCUAUUAUCACUGUUACUGUGACGAGAAUAAAUGAUCCACCUGAGUUGAAUGUUGGUGCUGGGUUUGGUGAGAAUGAUAGCAUAGAGUUUACUGAGAUACCAGAUGGAGAUAGAGGUGUGGGCAUUCACAUUAUGAGUAAGCCACAUCGUGUUGCAAUUAAGAAUGAGGAGGAAAGCACACAGAAUGAAUAUAUACAACAGCUGACAAUGCAGCUCAGGGCUACUGGAUGCGGGACACUUGAUGAAAAAGAAUAUGUAUACUUGCUGGAGUGUCCUGGUGGUGGAUUUGUGUGCCGUUUUGCAAACGAUGGUAAAGGAAUAGAGAUUUCUCGAGGCUCAUCUGCAGUAUCUGCUGCUGAUAUCAGGAGGAGUCUGGAAAUUGUUUUGAGCUUGGGCACGUUCUAUAUUAAUUUGGCAAGUGAACCAACCAUCUUCUGUUCAGUUGGAGCAAACCAAUCUGUGGAGUUCGAGCGUUUUAUUGAUGUAACUAUCACUGACAGUGGCUCUCCUGCUCUAAAUUCGUCAGUAAGUAUUCGUGUCAACAUAACAACAACAAAUGACAUUCCUCCAGAGUCGUCGCUGUCUGUGAUUGAUGGUUGUGAAGCAGUUCUGCCUAACGAAGGAAGAGAUUUAUCACUUUUUGAUGAUGCAACAUCACGAAAGAAACGUGAAGUGAUGGAGAAGAAAUAUAUACCCAAGCAAAAGGCUCCAGAAGUGUUGUCUGUUACAACCAUGCACUAUCCUACAGGCAAUCUAGAGUCUGGAUCAUCUCUCCUUAUUAAGUUCUCUCAUCACACGAAUAUGCCAGCCGUCUUGAGGCCUGCUGACCUCCGCCGAGUUAUUGUUCUUAAUCCACCACGUUUGAUGAAUUCAUUGCAUAUGGCAGUUUGGCAUGAUCCUCAGACACUACGUAUCAUCUUUCCUGCCUUGGAUAAGAUCAAUGAUGAAGUGGUUUCUGUCAAAGAUGUGUACCUUACAUUUGUGGUGCCAAAUGGCACUUGUGAAGAGACAGAUGUCUGUGAGUAUGGUAUAUGUCAUGCUGAUGAGUGGUCGUGCAGUACUACUGGUUCGUACAACGCUCAUCAUGGUACAUCUUUACACACUGCUGACACACAAGCUGCUAACAGCGAGACCAGACCGAUGCAGUCUGGUGAUGACAUACAACAGACUCAACUGCAAAACUGGUGUCUUGAGUUCCUCUUGCUUGCCUUCACAUGCAUUGUCACGGCUGCUAUUGUUGUUAUGUUGAAGUUUAAAGGCUACUGCAUUGAUGUAGGCGCUCUAGGUGAUGCUGGUAAUAAGAGUUUCUUUCAGAGAACUAGAAAAUAUGACAUUUUUAUCUGGUUGGUAGGAUUUGUUAGGAAGUGGAAGAAAGAAAAUGCAGUGUUUAGGUUGUUUGCAGCAAGUAUGGACGACGCUGAUGCCUCAUUUGAAGACGAAGAACGCGAACGAUCAGUGGACUGUCAACCAUUGCAACAUCAGCGUCGAGAAGAAAUGUUGGACGACGCGUUGGCUGCUGCUGAUUCAGGGAAAGCGAUGUAUCUGGCGUUUGUUGUGAUCGGUUCCGGCUUCCUGUUUCCCUACAACAGCUUCAUCACUGCAGUCGACUACUUCCAAGCCAUAUAUCCAAGCAAGAGAUACGAAUUCUUCGUGACUCUGGUCUACUUCUAUACGACGUUGUGUGCUGUCUUCUUGAGUAACGUCGUUCUGCGAGUAGUUGGACUCGAGUCACGUAUUCGUGUGAGUUAUGUCCUUUUCUGCUUUCCUCUGGUGACCGUCAUGGUGCUGACUUCAGUUAUUAGUAACGAGGGCACUGACACCACUUUUGCUGUGACCAUGAUUGGGAUUGUUGUUGUGUCAUUUGCUGGGGGAAUUCAGCAAGCCAGUUAUUAUGGAUUUACUGGGAUGUUGCCUCGAAAGUAUACACAAGCAAUUAUGACUGGAGAAAGUGUUGCUGGUCUUGCUGUUUCCAUUGACAGACUUAUUACCAAGGCAGCAUUUUCAUCUUGCAGAACCAGUGCUUUGGUAUUUUUUGGCAUUGCAUUGGUGUUCAAUAUUGUCUGUGCUGCACUGUAUGAAUUUGUCCAACGCACAUCAUUUGUUCAACAUCAUCUAAUGACAUGCCACAGUGUGCAUGAUCAUGUUGGAGUCUAUCGAUCAUUGCGUGCCGAAAAUGUGACAGAGCUGCAAGUGUAUUCUGGUACACAGAGUAAUGAUGCUGAUUGUAUUCAGCUAGAUAAACACAAUACUACUAGUGAAUUAUCUGGUAGAUUUGGACUACUACUCAAUAAACUUGGAGAAGGUUGGCAAAUUAGAAAACAUGUUAUUCGGAGGCUUUGGCAUCUUAUGCUGACAAUCAGUGUUGUCUAUUUUGUUACUCUGUUGCUCUUUCCUGGACUGCUAAGUGAAGUAAAAGGACCUGCUUUUCGAGAUGAUUGGCUGCCAGUAAUACUGAUUGCAAUCUUCAACCUGUUUGACUUCGUUGGCAAAGUGUUUGCAAAUUGGCAUUAUAAAUGGAAGGAAGGACAUUUAAUUGCCAUCAGUUUGGCCCGUUUUGUGUUGAUCCCACUAUUGGUGCUGUGCAUCGUACCGUGUCAGUCACCAGCCUUUGGAUCUGCAAGUGAAUAUGUUGCGAUGGCUUUGGCAGCAACUAUUGGAAUAACAAACGGCUACUUUGGAUGCAUGGCUAUGGUGCUAUCUCCAUCGAGAGUUGAGUCAACGUUAAGGGAAGUGGCAGACGUAUGGAACACUAUCUGCGCAUGCGUCGCGGGACAGCUGUUUCCUUUGUUCUCAGCCCAUUCAUUCGACAUGAAUCGAAGACAAGACGGUGGAAGACAAACAGACCGUAAUUAUACCCGAGGGGAUCGAUAUCGUCGUCGUGCCGCAGAUGCCAAUAACGAGCACUACACAGUCAUAGAGAGAGAGAGGGAGAGGGAGAGAAGGAACUUGCAGGGCAGAAGGAGACGACACGAUAGACCAGUUUCUGUUGACUACGACAGACAGUUGCCAGUGCACGCUCGUUUUCCGUCUGGAUCUGGACGCCACGCGAACAACUGGAACGCGUCGCGAGCAGAUUGGAACCGCCUGUCACUGCAAAUAAUGGAUGAGGUGCGAAGACGUGAACCUGAUGAUUAUGCGAGACGUUCUUCUCACUCAACAAGUCUGGCCCUGCCUGAUGAUGCACGUUAUUAUCCCCAACCGCCGUCUGCGAGUAGUAGACAGAUUUCUGAUCGUGAACGUGGUCUGCCUACUUCAGAAAGCGCAGAUUCGGUUGAAGUCAAUUAUUCCUCUGUUGAUAGGUCGGUUGGCAGGCGAAUGGGUUGGGAUCUGAGGCAGACUGAUUGGGCAAGACCGUCUAGCCCGGUGCUUCAGUCCUAUAAUCAUUUAAGGUCUUCCUACACACAUACCAGGACUCCGAGUACAAGUGGAGAAGAAGAUGUAACAAGAAGCUCGUCUUCGUCUUCGACGACAAGAGAGGGUUCCAUGGAUGUACAACAGUGGCGUUCCGGUUUGAAUGAUACCUCGCUUGAACGGCCUUCCAACUUUUCACAAGAUGUCAGAGCAUUAGCUCUAAAACUCAACAGCCUAUCUCAGAUCUCAUCCAGUCAUGAUCCCGACAUUGACCGAGCAGAUGAUAUUUAUCCCAGUGAACAAAUGCAUGCUGCUGUGCAGGCAGAGAGAAUAUCGGUAUCUGACGGAUCAGCCGAAGCUUCUGUAAAGACACCAGUACAAAAUGAGGAACAAGUAUCAGGAAUUAUUAAAUGUGUGGUACAUUUGAGGGACCAGCUGGCAACAAACUGUACACCUCAUUGGCCACUUGAUGGUUUUAUUGCCAAGACUUUGGUGAGAGCUGCAGUAGUCUUUCUUUCCUAUGGAGCUGCAUGGGCUAUUCUUGGAGAUGACAUGUUACCUUGUUCGUUGCUCUUUUCAUUUGCACUGUUGACUAUUCUCUCAAGUAUUGGUGGUUUUUUGGCAAGGAUUAUUUACCUGCCACCAUUGGUUGGAAUGAUUCUUGUAGGUUUCUUGUUUAAAAACAUACCAGAAUUUGUAGGACAAACUUCGUCUGAUGAUUUAACAAAUUCCAGUAACAACAACACGACAGCUUGUGGGAUGGAAACUAAGAGAGAAUGCUAUGAUUUGGAUGAUAAGUGGUCAUCUAUAAUUCGAAGUGUUGCAUUAGUGAUUAUUCUGACUCGAGCAGGUCUUUGUCUCAAUGCCGAGGUGCUUAAACACAUGAAAUUUAUUGUUUCACGACUUGCAUUUCUUCCUUCAUUGGCCGAGGCAUCUGUGGAAGCAGGAGUAGCUCACUAUCUAUUGGAUAUGCCGUGGGAUUGGGCAUUUAUGACCGGUUUUGUUAAUGCUGCAAUAUCACCAGCUGUUGUAGUAUUAGGUCUCAUUUCAUUGCAAAAACGGGGAUACGGAACUGCACAAGGAAUUCCUACACUUCUUAUUGCAGCAGCUACUGGUGAUGAUGCACUCAAUAUCGGUGGCUUUAGUAUCUGCUUGAGUAUUGCAUUUCGUGAAGGGAGUUUAAUGUUCAAUGUGUUUCGACCCCUCGUGGAACUUGCUCUCGGUUUGACUUGGGGUUGUAUAUUUGGUGUUUUGUCUUGGUGGCUGCCGAGCUUUGACAGGAGUCGAGGGUUUAAGGCUCGGAAUCGUCUUGUCUACUUACUGGCUUGUGGACUUUUGACCGUGUUUGGUGGCAAGAGAGCUGGAUUCACUGGAGCUGCAGCUUUAGGAGUAGUUGUUAUGUCUUUUGUCGCAUCUCGUGGUUGGAACACAGAAAAGGGAGCUGUUUCUAAAAGCUUCAAAAUUCUUUGGGAAUUUGCUCAACCGGCACUGUUUGGCUUAACUGGAGCCUCUGUUGAUGUUGAUUUUCUUGCCGCUGAUAUCAUUGGAUUGGGAUUGGCUAUGCUUGCAGCUGGACUUGUUGCGAGGUUACUGGUCACCUACUUAGCAGUAUGUCGUCAAGGGUUCACAAAGAAGGAACGGAUUUUUAUUGCUCUAGCUUGGCUACCAAAAGCCACAGUACAGGCAGCUAUCGGUUCUAUUGCAUUUGACAAGGCAAAAGAAUGUAGUUUGGGCAAGGAAUGCGAGGGAUACAAGGAAUUGGGAAAGAAACUGGUGACAGUUUCUUUCUUAGUUAUAGUCAUGUGUGCACCCAUUGGAGCAGCAGCAAUUCAGUUUUCUGGUCCACAUUUGCUUCGUCGAGAACAAUCAGCAGGUCUUAACAGUUCUGUUAAUGAUAUGGUUGGAAGUGCAGAAAAUGGUAGAUCUCUUGGCCAAAACAAGUCAGCUAACAAUACGCGAGUUGAUGUUAAUGGAAUGGAGACAAGCGUCUAAGCUAAGAUGCUCAUGAUGAUUUAAUUAACAUAUAGUAUUACUUGAUUAAUUAACUGAUGUGAUUGCUUAGUUCUCUAUUUAUGUGAGCUGUUGUUUUUGCAGUCCUAUUGACAGGCUUAUGAAUUUGGUAGAACUUUUUUUGCAGUGUACCAAAUUAAUAUUUGUACAUGUAUGGAUGAUUAUU